UUUUUUAUUAAACAAAAAGAAAAUAUCAGGGUAAUAACAGAAGGGCACACGGAAGUUGCUUGCGUUUGUGUUGUUUGGGUUUAGGUGCGACGUAGAAAAGAAGAUAUGGACUUAAUUGAAUUAUGGGCAAUUUUCGGCCCCGGCGUCGCCGGCGCAGUCUUUGGCGCCGGCUGGUGGAUCUGGCUCGACGCCGUCGUAUGCAGCUCAACCACCGUUCCCUUCCUUCACUACCUCCCUGGAAUUUUUGCAUCUCUUGCGGGUUUGAUGUUCAAUUGCGUUAGAAAAGAAGACAUUGAUUAUUCUCCUUAUGACGAAGGAGAGUGGAGACUGAAGCUGUGGCUCUUCAUCGCAUAUGUUGUGUCCUUUGUUUCUUUAGCUGGAUCAGCGGGUCUACUGAUCCAAGAUUCACUUGACAAAUCUGCCCCAUCAGUAUGGACUGGAGUUGCAGGCGUUUUGCAGUGUGUUUUUGUCUUAAUCAGUGGACUGAUUUAUUGGACUUCUCAUCCUGAAUAAGGUGAACCAAGAUAUGACUUGGAGCUUCACAUUAUACCAGUUUAUGACUUCUUACCCAUGUGCCAUUUUCGUUAUUUAAUGUGGUGAGAUAUAGCUGGUUUCAUGUAAAUCAGUAAAUGUAAAUUGUCCUAACAACCUUGAGCCACUGAGUAGAUUUAUAUUACAUGUUUCACAUUAUUAAUCAAUUUCUGCUAUCCAAUGUAAUUUCAGUCGCGUGGUGGUUUUUACACA
This is a messenger RNA of Cicer arietinum (chickpea), 744 nucleotides long. RefSeq lists its product as uncharacterized. The record is from RefSeq and is a predicted model, not a curated record. Lineage: Eukaryota; Viridiplantae; Streptophyta; Magnoliopsida; Fabales; Fabaceae.